Molecule: messenger RNA, 3915 nt
Organism: Vidua macroura (Pin-tailed whydah)
Lineage: Eukaryota; Metazoa; Chordata; Aves; Passeriformes; Viduidae
Gene: CA6
Product: carbonic anhydrase 6
Exons: 10
Coding region: 2108-3676 (522 amino acids)
Molecular function (GO): zinc ion binding; carbonate dehydratase activity
Source: RefSeq, a predicted model, not a curated record
UGUGACAGUGCCCUGUGUCCCACUGUGUGUGGGCUUUGUGCCUUCCCUGCACAUCCGUGUGCCUGCACAGCCAUGAGUCAGGUCAGAAUGCUGCUGGGUUGUACCCAGCUGAGAUAAGGCACCGUUGGGCAGAGAAAGCCCUUGGAAUUAAACUGUCACAGGUAGAUAAUUCUCUGAAGCGCCAGCCCCCCCCAAAAAACUGCACAUUGUACCCCUUAUAGCUGCGUCCUUGGCAGCGCUGGCUUAUCCUGCAGCCUCACCCUGCCUGGUGUGAGGGCACCAGAGGGGAACGUUCCCUGUAAAAACACAUUCCAGAUGCUGGAAAUCCUAAAGCUGCAUUUUUAUGCUGGUUAACUGCUGGAUUAGAGAUGCUUCACUAUCUUUGCACUUCGUAAAAGUGCCUUUAUUGCCGUGCAGGAAAAUCACACAGAGGUGUCGAGUCUUAUAAUGAGCUAAAGAAAAUGGAGCACAAGAAAGCCUGAGGCUGAGGGAAAUUAAAUAUUGUAGUAGCCAGCAAAGGCUGAUGUUGAAUACAGCAGGGUGCUCUUUGGGGACAAAACGUUUUCUGAAAGGUCAUAAUUAGCCCGGUGGGAGGCAGAAGUGGGGUUUAAAGCAAACCCCCUGCCCGGAGCCCUGAGCUCUUGCCCUAUUCCUAUUCAACCAAACCAAAGCUGUGAGGGAGAGCUGGCGGUGGGAGACCAGCCUAAACCCCUCCUUGUGAGAAAGAGCUCAGAACUUGUCAGGAGGAGUUUAGGACCUGUCCCCUGCCUCGCCCUCCUUCCCUUGUGGGCACAGAGGCAGCACAAAGCAGAUUUCCUCGUCUGGAGCCCGGGCAAUGAGCCGAGGGCUGAGAGCCUGCAUCCCCCAUCCCGGCAGGACCCCUGGCCAGCGACUGGGUGCCAGGAGCCACGCUGGCCCCGUGUCCCCGAGGAGGCACAGCUGGGGACGCUGGGGCUGCAGGCAGCAGUGCUCAGGCAUCCGUGAGCACAAGCUCUGUUCAGGUGCUGGUGUAAUUUUUUCCUGGAUAAGCAGAUUUAAACUUGCACUGUGCCAUACAUGUUCAAAUUAAACUCAGAGCUGAUGUUAAAAGUGCUGCAGCUCUGUCGUGUACCCUGCCUGAUUUUUCAUUUUGUCUUGCUUUAAAGAGCAUCCCCAAGGCUAUGAGGUUUCUAGGAAGCAGGAGUUUCUUCGGGAAUCCAAGCUUGUUACCAGUUUAUCAAAUACUCAGUACACUCUUUAAAUAUUUCACGGUUUGGAAGGGGCCUGUAUGGCUAAUGGGGACAGAGAGUUUGGGGACACAUAAAGCCAGUGUUCCCCUUCAACAGCCCACGCAGGAGCACUCACACAGAGAGGAACUGCUGAUGGAGCAGGGGGGAAAAACCACCAGCACAGACCUGGCUCACAGGCAUCCAUCAGCCAGAAAUGGAGAACGACCCUCAGGAGCAAAAUCCCUCCACUGUAAGGCCUCACACUCCUUGUGCUUUACAGGUAAAAUUGCAAGCGUGAUAAAUGUAAAUUUUUUGGUGGCUUGCAACACGCUGAUGAACCCAGAAGGCAGCCAGGCCAGCCUUUCCCUGCCCUGUUUAGAGCAGCUCGGCAGGAGCCUUCUGAGCUCUGCAGAGUGUGAAAUCACUGGUUCAGGCAGCUGAGGGUGCCAAGGCAGAGCAGAACCACCGCAGAUCAGAACUUGUUUGCGAUGCAUUCAAGUGCUAAUAACCAUUAGCAGCGCAGGGCACAUUCCAGGGCGUGAGCUUUCAGAGCACCUUGAAAGCACUUCCUGCAUGCUCAGGGACUUCUCUUUCCCCCCAGUGCCUCCCAGAACACCUGAAGAUGUGCCUGGGUGGCUGCGCUGGCACCUCCCUCACCCGCUCCAUCCGACACUUCAGCAAGUGCCAGCCUGUUCGUGUUCUCAGCAGGUUCCUUUGGGAGGGCAGCUCUGCAUCUCAGGGAGCCAGGCUUUGCACCUCACUUCAGUCCAGCGGGGACCUCCAGAGGGAAGCCACUGGAUGCAGACGUGAGCACUCUGUCACUCAGAUUUCUGCUCUUCAUCCACCCUGCAGAUCCUGGUGUUUUUAAGGAACAUCCAUUGGAAAGGUACAACACAGACAUGCUGAUGGCAGCGCUCCUGCUCCGCCUGCUCCUGGUGGCCCUCAGCCACUGCCACGAGGUGCCCUGGACAUACACAGGAGAAGGAGAGCUGGAUGAAGAGCACUGGGGACAGCACUUCCCAGACUGUGCUGGCAAUCAGCAAUCCCCGAUUGACAUCCAGAGGAGGAAGGUGAGGUACAACCCCCUGCUGCAGCUGGAGCUCGGUGGCUACGAUGGGCCCCUGCAGGGCCAGCUCAGGAUGACCAACAACGGCCACUCUGUUCAGAUCGAUUUGCCACCCACCAUGAACAUCUCCAGAGGGCUCCCAGGUGUCUACACAGCUGUCCAGAUGCACCUGCACUGGGGAGGGCUGGACCUGGAGACCAGUGGCUCGGAGCACACCAUCGACGGGAUGCGCUACUUCGCCGAGCUGCACAUUGUGCACUACAACUCUGCUAACUACUCCAGCUUUGAAGAAGCCAAAGACAAGCCCCAGGGGCUGGCUGUGCUGGCCUUCCUGUACACGGACGGGCACUUUGAGAACACCUACUACAGCGAAUUCAUUUCCAAACUGGCAAGGAUCAGGUUUGCAGGUCAGUCAACCACGCUCAGCUCUCUGGACAUCCAAGCCAUGCUGCCAGAAGACCUCUCCCACUUCUACAGGUACCAGGGCUCGCUGACCACCCCCCCGUGCUCCGAGAGCGUGAUCUGGACCAUCUUCCACUCCCCAAUUGUCCUGUCACACACUCAGGUCCAGCUCCUGGAGAACACCCUGCUGGACUGGCACAACCGCACCCUGCGCAACGACUACCGGCACGCGCAGCCGCUGCAGGGCCGCGUGGUGGAGGCCUCCUUCCGAGCCCAGCGGGGCCAGGCACAGUGUCAUCCAGAGGAAUUCACCCUCAGGCUGGAUCAAAUCCAGAUGCAGCUCCAGGACAUGAAGACAGAGUUGCUGAAUGGACUGAGCCACACAGGUACAAAAUCCAGCACCUUUCCAGCUUUCUACUUCCCCGUGGAAAACAUUGAGAGCUUUGUGGAGGUUCAUCCCCUCCGUGCUGUGUCUCUGCAAGCCUUCACGCUGUGUUUCUGGAGCAGAGCCCAGCCCGUCGGCAGCCAGACCAUCCUGUCCUACUCCACUGGGGAGAGCGACCACGAGCUGGUGGUGACCGUGGGCACAGAGCUGGGGCUGUGGGUAGGAGGCCACUUCCUCAGCUUCCCCCUGCAGCACGAGGCUCGGGGCUGGCUGCACCACUGCGUGACCUGGGCCUCCGCGGAGGGAACGGCCAGCCUCUGGCUCAACGGGGCAGCUGGCAAAGCAAAGAGUGUCCAGAAGGGCUACGUGAGCCGGGCCGGGGGGACGCUGGUCCUCGGCAAGGACAGGGACGCUCUGCUUGGCACCUUCUCCAAUGGCUUUGCGGGCUGGAUGAGCCAGGUGAACCUGUGGAGCCGAGUCCUCAGCGCCACGGAGGUUCGGGCGCUGGCGCUGUGCAAAGCAGGGCGGCCCACGGGGGACGUCGUAGCCUGGGGACAAACCCCCAUGGCCCUCCUCGGGGGGGUGCUUCUGCAGCCCGACACCAGCUGCCAGUGAGCACAGCCUCCUCUGAAGGCGUCCAGAGAGUCCAAACUGCUUCUUGGGAAAACUGAGAAAAACUGGGGUGGAUUGCUUGUUCCUCCUCCUGAUUUGUAAAGGCUUACUGUGCUCCAGGGUGCUUUUCCAAGAGACCAAGCCUUCAUCUGUGAGAUAAAAGCAAUGAACUGCAGAAUCUGGCACAAUCCAGCACCCUGGGUUGUUACGUCCCUCCCAGGGGGUUGAUUUAGAUCCCCACA